This is a messenger RNA of Seminavis robusta, 2391 nucleotides long. The record is from the annotation of a GenBank genome assembly. Lineage: Eukaryota; Bacillariophyta; Bacillariophyceae; Naviculales; Naviculaceae.
AUGCAGGAAGAAGACCUGGAUCCACUCAAACUUGUGGAAUUGCGCCAAAGAGCUCUAUCAGUGUUGGCCCAGAGUGUUGAUGUGGAUGAAGUCAAUGAUGCUUAUGACCAGGGUGUAGAUGUUGAUGAAAUUGCUGAUGCUUGUGACGAGGGAGUAGAUGUGGAUGAGCUUGAGCUGUCUAACACUGCCCCUGCCACCUCUGGGGAUCCAGAGGCCUCAGAAAAUGAAGUGGGAUCAAACAGACGAAAGGAAGAAGCACCCCAACAAAGCACUGCUACUAGCAGUGCCAGCAUAAAUGUUGCAACAGUGGAACGCCAAGAGAGCAACUUUGACGUCCUAAAGGUUGCUGAAGCCAGAGCCAGAGCAGCCAACAUGGAACUAUCGCGGGUACAGCAUAUUGAUGCCUCUGAUCCAGCAAACAACCCGGAAAAAAUCAGUCCUGCAGGAUCACCAAGGCAGACUACAAUCACACAGAACGAAACCACCUUUGAUUUACUAAAGGGUGUACAAGCCCCUUUCUGUGACACCCAACAAAGAGGCCGGCUAACAUUCUUCCGUCACAACAUGCAAACGCUGGAUGGACAACAACCCCGUGUCAUUAACCCAACAAUGGCGGAAGCGGUGCAAGCAGUCAACCAGACAGUUUCUCCCGGAGCCUAUGCUGGAGUAUCUGUCCAGUCCGCUCGUCCUGGAGCCUAUGCGGGAGCUCCAGGGGCCAGCUUACACCGCAACAACACAAUGCGUUUUUCUAUUUUGGGACGAGAAGGAUUUUUUGAGAGUGCUUCUAUGACCUCCUUCCAGAGCGAAAACUUUGAAGCUGAUCCAACCAACGAGACAAACAGCAAUAGAAUGUCUGUUGCCAUCCCAGUUGACGAGCCUUCAACAACAAACUUGCAGACUGCACAAGAACUACAAACCAUCAGUGAGUCUGGACAAGGGUCGGAUGACGCAAGAAUCAAAAGACGCAAAGAGAACUUCAAAGCUACACUGAAGAUUGCAGUACCAGGGUUGCUUUUGAUUCUCGUUAUUGUACUCUUGCUCGUUUUCCUCUUGCCAGACAAAGAUCAAGUUGACGCAACAAAGUAUCCAACAACAGCACAAUCAAUGAACCCCACCCCGGCCACAACCUCUGUGGAAUCAUUCCUCCUAUCCCUGCUGCCUGAGAACACCACCAAGGCAUUGGAAGAUACAUCUUCAGCACAGUACCAAGCUUUUCAAUGGCUUCUAGAGGAUCCCUUCGUCUUUGGAUACCCAAAGCAGCGCAUACUCCAAAGGUAUGCUCUGAUGACUGUCUUCUAUGCGACCGCUGGCCCAACUCAAUGGUUCAACAAGACAGGGUGGGGAAGCUACUAUCUGCAUGAAUGUGCAUGGUUUCAAAAUCAAGAAUUUGCUCUCAAGUCAUUCAUAGGAAAGCUAUACCCGGGCUUCCUAUCGGGGUUCUUGGAGCCUCUACCUGACAUACAGUGUGACAACCAAGGACGCUAUCAGCAUUUGUGGUUGGAUCAGAACAAUCUUGUGGGUUCACUGCCCAAGGAACUUUACAGCUUGACCUCACUUGAGACCUUUUCUGCUGGUCUGAAUCCUCUUGUUGGCUCAAUAUCGAGCUACAUUGGACAGCUUCAGCAGUUGCGGGGGCUUGCCAUUUUCUCGACUGGGCUGUCUGGAUCCAUACCAAAGGAAAUGGGCAGCAUAUCAUCAUUUGAAGUCAUUGGGCUGAAUGACAACAAGCUGGAAGGGUCCAUUCCGGAUGAACUUUGGCAACUAAGCAAUCUGGACAGCCUUGUGCUUGGCCGUAAUGAGAAGUUACGAGGUACUAUUCCAUCAAGUGUUGGUGCUUUCCCAAAGUUGAGGUGGCUGGUAUUGGAUGACUGUGAUCUCUCUGGCAAUCUUCUCCAAGGGACUCUUCCCAGUCAACUCGGUCUUCUGAAAACAUCCCACAUUCUCCUGCGCCACAAUUUCUUCACUGGCACUCUCCCCUCUGAGCUGGGUCUCACUCCACUUCAAUGGCUAGGCAUUGAGUCAAACCAGCUUUCUGGUGCCAUUCCCAGUGCUUUCUCUAGCCUUUCCAAUUUUGAGCAUUUCUCUCUAGGCGACAACAGCUUCACUGGAGAAAUUCCUUCUGAGUUUGGACUUUUGACAUCCCUGAAGAGGCUUAGCAUGGAAAACAAUCACCUCCGUGGAACUGUUCCAGCGGAAUUGGCUUCCUUGCAGAAAUCACUUUACAGCUUCCGGAUUGAUGGAAACCCACAACUCUCUGGUGUGAUACCAGAACCUCUUUGUAUGGUGAAUGGCACAUGCAUUAGCGAUAGUUUGGGAUCUCAUUGUGAGGGGUAUUCUGGAACAUCUUUUGACUGCACCGAGUUGUUGUGUGGGUGCGACUGUCCCUGCUGA